Molecule: messenger RNA, 535 nt
Organism: Scomber japonicus (chub mackerel)
Lineage: Eukaryota; Metazoa; Chordata; Actinopteri; Scombriformes; Scombridae
Gene: ly97.3
Product: lymphocyte antigen 97, tandem duplicate 3
Exons: 4
Coding region: 106-384 (92 amino acids)
Source: RefSeq, a predicted model, not a curated record
AAGUAUGAACGGGUAUAAAAAGAGGGUUUAGUCGAUGAAUAGGUUUCAGUUAUUGGCUGAAUCCGAGACAGACAAACCAGCAAGGCUGCUGCAUUGAAAAGAACAAUGAAGUUGUUGGUCUUGGCUUUAACCAUCGCCCUGCUGUUUACAGCUGGUGAAGCUCUGAACUGCCACCGGUGUAUGUCCAAAAAGGCUGGAGCAACCUGUGUGCUCAGUGUGGAGACCUGUCAACCAGGGAAGGAUGGAUGUGCUGCUGCAAGGUUCCUCAGAGAACCAUAUGGCCAGUUCCAGAGAUGCAUAGCUCUGUCUGACUGCGAGAUGUUGAAGAUGAAUUCAUACAUCGACAUCAAGUGCUGUAGCGACGACAUGUGCAACACCUAUUAAAAUUCAAAAAUAAUGUUAAUAUCUGGACUAAAAAACUGUGCUAGAGUACCUCUGAGCAAGGCACUUCAACCAACUGUGAUUGAAUGAAUUGGAAGCAGCUACUUGUUCCUCUGUAAACCCUUUCCUCAAACAAAUUAAAAAGCUGUAAAAA